GUGUGUGUGAGAGAGAGCAUUACUCGCUCUGUCAGCUCUGAGGGAUUUCUCCACUGCCCGAAUAAACAGCACAGCGGAGCCCGCUUUGAAAACGCUGGCAGCUUCCCUCUUCACAUCAUCCUGACCAAAGCAGCACCGCUCCAGCAGAAUGGAAGGGGAGCGCUGAGACAUCGGGCUGGCAGGAUUAUUAUCCUAAAAAAAAAAAAAAAAAAAAGCAAAAAGAAAAAAAAAAAAGAAAAACAAGCAAGCAAACAAAAGAGGAGCGGGGCAGGGGUGAGGAGGGACGCACCUUGCGAUGUCGGGGAGGAACUCAGCGGGGGACCUGGUGCCCCGUGACAUCACGGAGAUCCUGGCCCGGGAGUGCAAGGCCAACAAGGGCAAGAAGAAGCAGGGCGGGUCGUUCGGCCGGGCGUUCAGCUGGCUCAAGGGCUCCAAGAAGAAGAGCAGCAGCAGCAGCAGCAACGGGCAGAGCCGGGGCGGGCGAGCGGGCGAGAGCAGAGCAUCCAAGCAGGGCCACCAGGAGCACGACUCCGCCAAAGCCGCCCCCAAACAGGAAGACGAGAGGAAGCUGACAGUCCACUACAAGGCGUCCCAACACUACCAGGAGAAUGUGUUCAUCGAGGGCAGCCGACCCCAGUACCUGGAGGACCUGCACACUGAGGCCCAGGAAGGACUCAAGAUUCUGCAGCAGGAAGAAAACAAGAAUGGAACAGAUUACCAGGGCAACCAAAGUGUCAGUUCGAUUGUGACCCGCCUGCAGCCCGAGGAGGAUGCCAGUGCCCGGCAGAGGAAGGGGUCGUUGGACUCCAGGGGCACUGCCACCGAGACCCUGUCAACUGCAUCGACCAUGUCCACGCAGUCAGCGCUGACACGUCAAGGUUCCACCUUCAAGCCUCUCACCCCUGUGAAGAGGCUAGAUAAAACCAGGAAGAGAAACCGGAGAACCACUAUAAUGGGAAUACCACACCACGUCCAAAAGGAGCUCGGGCUAGAGAGAGGAACGCUGAUUCAACAAAAUGCAGAGGGAAAACUCCUCAACGGGUGUGAAGGCCCCCCCGGCAUUAUCGUGAUACCCACGAUUGAUGGAGAGGUGCCAGCCGGCCAUCCCGAGGGGGCACGGGUGCACCUCCAAGACCUGGAGGCCCUGCAGUCCUCCAAAGAGGAGGAGCUGCUGAAGAGGCACAUCCGGGCGGUGUACCGGGACGACCUGGCGCUCAACCACAAGGCGGGCGCCCGCCUGUCGCCCAUGCCGAGGCCCAAGUCGCUGGCCGUGCCGGGCAUGACCACCAGCAGCUUCCUGCAGGAGCCGCAGGGCCCCGUCAUGUCCGUCUCACCCCAGGCCACCUACCUGUCCAAGAUCAUCCCCAAUGCCGUGCUGCCGGCGGCGGUGGAGGUGAUCGAGAUCAGCCGGGACCGCAGCCGCAGCAGCGUGCGCACGGUCAGCAAGGGCGGCCUGCCGGCGGCCAGCCCGGCCUCCUCCCGCUCCGCUGGCCCCCAGGGCCUCGGUUCCUCCAGCUGGAGCCACUCACAGUCCUCCGAGACCAUCAUCUCCAACUCCUCCACCGUCUCCUCCAAGGGCAGCGGCAGCACCCCCCGCAUCCCCAGCGGCGGCGAGGAGGCGGCCAGGGACCUUCUCCUCCCCCAGCAGGCCGCCGCCGAUGAGGUCAGCAUCGGCAGCACCGUCAGCUGGGUCAGCUCGGGCAGCACGGGCGCCAAGGCGAAGGCCGAGCCCGGGGCCGCGGGUUCGAGGGAGGCGGACGACGUGGAGAACCCGCAGGGCGACCGGGGCUUCGUGCGCAGUCUGUCGGUCAUGAAGACCAAACUGCCACCGGCGCCGCCCAGGAGAACGUACUCCCUGGCACAUGAAAAGCUCAAGCAGAGGUCUCAGGAGCUGGCGGACAUCAAGUACAUUACUGAUCCCAGCGGUGUCAACGGGAGUGUGCCCUGUGGCAAGAAUGGGGACUUUACCUACACUGCUGACUCUGCAGAAUCCGGGUCCUCCACUGCCACCAGCCCACUGAAUACUGACCAGGCAGCCACCAGGGAGGGUGCUCAGAUGGAGCAGCAGCUUCCCACCGACUCCUCACCCCAGAAACUGCCCUCCCCGGGGAACAGGUUCGAGAGGACCAUGUCCCCCUCCAGUGGCUACUCCAGCCAGAGUGGCACCCCCACUCUCUCCGCCAAAGAGAUCUGCCCUCCCUCCCCGGGCAAGAAGAAGGUUCAGCCUGUGAAACCGGAGAGAGCAAGCUCCCGGGCAUCCCCUGCUGCCUCCAUCUCAUCCUCGUUGACCUCCCUGUCGUCGAGUAUGUCGGAUCCCACUCACCAGGAGACCCCAGAUAACAACCCACCCGCCCAGCCUCUUAAAGCUCCCCCUCCCGUUGCCAUAGCGAGCACCAAGGUAGCCCCUGCGCCUCCGAUAGUCACGCUCAGGGAAGCGUUCGACAUUCCGCCACCCCCCAAAGUCAAAGCACCUUCCCCCCCGCCCCCAGAGACUUGGAUCCAUAACAAACGCACGUUUGAGCUGCUGUGCGGUCCCAAUACCUUCGCCAGCAGGUAUGCUCUGCUGCAGAAGCAGCAGCAGCAGCAGAAGCAGUCUCUCCAGAUGCAAAAGCCUGAGGCUCCAAGAGCGCAAAUUGACGAGACUGGGCCAGGCAGAGAGCAGCCCCAAGAGGAGGACAAGGCAACUGUUCUGCCAGGAAAGGAGAAGAGCACGUUGCAAAGCAUGGAGGAGCCCGCACCUGCACAGACACCUGACCGUUCGUCAGAAAGUGCCGGUGGGUCUCCAGGUAUAAAGGAUGACAGAAGUGUGGUUCAGAUGAAAGAAGAAGGAAGUCCCAAGAUUCAAAAGAAGGAAGAAGUAAGUCCAGUGGUUCAGAGACAGGAAGAGGAAGGUCCACGUGUAGAGAAGAAGGAGCCGGAAAGUUCAGUGGUGCUGAAGAAGGAACCACCCCCAGUCAUGAAAAAAAGUAGUCCAAUGGCACGUAAAAAAGAGCCAGAAAAUGUACAGGAAAGUCUGCUUUUGGGGUCUAAAGAGACUGCUAUAGAGGUGAGGAUCCAUGCUCCUCCUCAAGAGGAGAUGUCUCAAUCUACCCCUGAUGACACAGGCAAGAGUCUCACUGCAGAGACGACAACCCCUCCACAGUCAUCUAUGGAGACUCUUUCAGUAGGUGCUCCUAAAGUAGCCGGUGUUUCUCCACCUCCCUCCCCACCACCAGCCCACCAUCCUCCCCCACCCCCCUCAAAAAAGACCCCCAGCACCUCAGAGUCUAGCCCCCCGUCUGACACCUGUCAGGAGAUUAUAGCCACAGAUUCCUGCUGGCCUCCUCCCCCUCCUCCGAUGGAAGAUUCAUCUCUAUCUGCCUUCGAGGGGCAGGAUGAGAUGGACUUUCCCCCACCUCCACCUCCCAUUUUGCAAGAACUGCAGCUGGACAUGUUGGAGAGUUCUACUGUUUCGGCUGAGGUUGACAAAACCUCUGCAGCCUCUGAAGCACCUGUGAAACAUGAAGAACCAACACCAGGAGCAGGGGAGAUGGCACCUGAUGUCUCUGUCCCAGUUGCUGCCGAUGUUACCCCUAUCAUACCAGCUGAGCUCAAAUCAACCAACACAGAGACUUCCGCAUGCAUUGCACCAUGUCCUGCCCCUGCUCAGUCUGAUAUACAUGAAUCGCAAGUUUCACAAAUCCCACCCCCAUCAAAGGAAGCCCAUCCUCUGCAGGAGGAAAUCUUACCACCACAGGAAGUCCCACCCCAGCUAGAAGAAGCCCCACCCACAUCAGAGGAAGCCCCUCCUAUAAACGAUGAAGCCCCACCCACAUUACAAGAAGCUCCACCUCUCCAAGAAGAAGUCCCACCCAUAUCACAAGAAUCCCCACCUCUCAUAGAGGAAGUACCACCCACAUCACAGGAAUUCCCACCUCUACAAGAGGAAGUCCCACCCACAUCACAGGAAGCCCUUGCUGUGCAAGAGUAUAUCCCACCACCUCCACAGGAAGCCCCACCUCCCCCCCCAGUGGCACCUGGUGUGAUUCCCUCUGCCCCUCCCAUGAACGUGACCUCCGACCUCUCCAAGACUAUUACCCCAGUACCCUCAGUGAAUGUACCCCUUGCACCCCCCUUGCCCACGGAAAACCAGGCUCCUGUGAACUUUAGGAGACAGUCAAGCCUCGCAAGCCGAGAGAGCAAGACCAAGGACCAGCUGUCGCGGAGCAAAAGUACACCCGUGCACAAGGAGGACGCUAACAUUCCCCUCGUAACACCCUCCCUUCUCCAAAUGGUCCGCCUGAGGUCAGUCAACGUGGGCGACGAUCAGCCCAAGGCCCUGUCUGAAGAUGGCCAACCUGGUGAAGUGAACACUCCCAGCCAGGACCAAACCCCGAGUCAGGAGUCCAGCCAGAGUGUUCCCCAGAAGCCCGUUCGCAAGUCCCUGUCUGUAAAGUCCCCCACGGCCACCGUCGCCUCCCCUUCCAUGCGUCUACAGGAGGCCAUUCGCAUGAAGACGGCAGCCAUGUCUUCCAGGGACGGGCUUCCAUCCAGGCUAAGCCUGCGCUCCUCCGUCUCCACGGCGACCAGUGGGGACACGGGGCUGCGCUCCCCAAGGCUGCAGGAAGGGGGCGACCUGCCGAAAUCCCCAGCCUCCACUGCCAGCUUCAUCUUCUCCAAGAGCACAAAGAAGGUCGUCAUCGAAACGCCCUCGUCCUCCGAGGCCCAGUCCCAUCUCAAGCGGAGCCUGGUGGCCGAGCUCAUGCAGGUUUCAGACCCAACCAAAUCUGCGGCCGCCAACGGCAGGCCCGGUGUCCAGGCAAAGAAGCCGGGAAAAGUGCCUCCACCCGUCGCCAAGAAGCCAGCGCAUGGACCAAACCUCUCUGACAAGCCAGUGAUCCCCACUGAAAACACAGGGACCUCCCAGAGCGAGCUGAACAGUUCCUCUCCCACCCCACUGGCGACUGAAGCCAAUGGAGAAACCGAAGCAGUGCAACCUGCUGGCCAGCAAGCACUACUGAAGGAGAGCCAAGACACAGCAAGUGGUCAAGAAACUGCGAACACAGCCUCCGAUUCCUGAACCAGUGUCCGCUUUGUGAAGGCUGACUAAUAAGGAAUUAAGGAG
Molecule: messenger RNA, 5104 nt
Organism: Megalops cyprinoides (Indo-Pacific tarpon)
Lineage: Eukaryota; Metazoa; Chordata; Actinopteri; Elopiformes; Megalopidae
Gene: nhsl3
Product: KIAA1522 ortholog
Exons: 8
Coding region: 296-5059 (1587 amino acids)
Biological process (GO): cell differentiation
Source: RefSeq, a predicted model, not a curated record